Messenger RNA from Hyphopichia burtonii NRRL Y-1933, 2122 nucleotides. It is a transcript of the gene BEM3, whose product is annotated as Bem3p. NCBI's taxonomy places the organism in Eukaryota, Fungi, Ascomycota, Pichiomycetes, Serinales, Debaryomycetaceae. The coding region runs from base 1 to 2052 and encodes 683 amino acids. The transcript has 2 exons. Gene Ontology annotation, cellular component: cytoplasm. Gene Ontology annotation, molecular function: phosphatidylinositol binding. The record is from RefSeq and is a predicted model, not a curated record. Gene Ontology annotation, biological process: regulation of GTPase activity; signal transduction.
AUGCCAGGUACUCCUAUUGGGUUUGGUAAUAGUAAAUUCCCCACCCGUUCAAAUGAUGGAAAUACACAAUCAUCACAAGAUGACUAUAAUAAUUUCAUAACGUCUCCUAACCAAGAAACUGGAUUUCUUUCUCCCAAAAAUUUUACUAAUGAAUACGAUAAUUCAUUACUUCGUACUCCCAAUACUAAUAAUUUCAUGAGUACUGAUUCUUUAAGACCUACACCUCAAACUCCGGGAUCAAGUUUUAAUGUGAUUCAUAAUCCAAAACCCGAUGAGGAAGAUGUUAAUUUAUUCAUUAAGCCCGAAGAAUUCAAUACCAUUUCAAUUAAAGUUGUUAGUACAAUAAGUAUUCAUCCUAAAAAAUCUGAUGAUCCAAACGUUACCUUUUCGAUUAAUGAUCGUGAAUCUCGGAAAGAAAUGUGGAGAAUUCGUAAGACUUUUUCUCAAUUAUCAGCUUUUGACAAUGAAAUAAGACCAAUCGUUGAUUGUUUUGGUUUACCUCCUUUACCAGAUCGAAGUCUUUUCAAUUCAACUACCCCAAGUAAAAUUGAAAGUCGUAAAGAGUCUUUACAAAAUUACUUUAAUACUAUAUUUACAAUGCCACAUAUUCCUCACAUGGUUCUAUAUCGAAUGUGUCGUUAUCUUUCGCUUGAUUUUGUUAAUCCAUUAGAUGAUUUUAGAAGUGGUGCAAGAAAAGAAGGAUUCUUAAUUCGGAGAUAUAAAGGAUUAGGAACCACUUGGAAGAUCAGGUGGUGUCAAGUUGAUGGACCAACUCUAGAAAUAUAUGAAACACCAGGUGGGGUUUUACAAGAACAAAUUAGAUUGAAAGGUACCCAAAUAGGUAGACAAACUGAUGAUUCUGUUGCCGAAGAAAAAGGUUAUAGGCAUGCAUUUUUAAUCUUGGAAACAACAAGAGCAACCAAAUUAUCAUCAUAUCCGAAACAUUUCUUUUGUACUGAAUCAGAUGCAGAUCGUGAUGACUGGAUCAAUGCACUUAUUGAAUUUAAUGAUAGUGGAGAUACUUCAUUUAGUUCUAACAAUGAAGUAAGCGUGGAUCAAUAUUUGGAAACUCCAUCAUCUAAGUUUGAUUAUCAAGAUGAAUUAGAACAAAAUAGUAAACCAUAUAGCAGUUUCAGCAACAACAGCUCCACUCCAGAUCCUACUGCUACAAUUCAGUCGCAAGAAGAACCAAAGGAUAAAAAAGUCAAGAAGAGAAGUAUCUUCCCGUUCCGAUAUAAGGCCUCUCAUCCAGAAGAGGAUAGCGCAACUCCGCCAGCAACACCAUCACUUGGAGCAAUAUUUGGUGACACCCCUUCAUCCCAACUCCAAAACACUAAUAAUAAUACCCCGAUGGAAGAACCAAGUAUUCAACAGUAUUUGGAUCAAAUGAAUUUGGAUGAAGAUGUAACUAAAUCAAUAUUUGGUAGAGAAAUCAGUGAGGCCUAUAAAUUAUCAAAUCAUGAAAUUUUGGGUAAAUCAAUUCCAAGUAUUGUGUUUAGAUGUCUUGAUUUCUUAAUGAAAACGGGAGGAGUUUAUGAAGAAGGGAUUUUCCGAUUAAGUGGUAGUGCAUCCACUAUAAGACAAUUUAAAGAUUUAUUCAACAAGGAAUUUGAUCUUGAUAUAUUUGAAUCUAAUUUGAAACCAGAUAUGCAUACAAUAGCGGGCCUAUUGAAAACUUAUUUGAGAGAAUUACCGAGUCCAAUAUUAGGAUUGGAAACUUAUAAUCAUUUACAAAAAUUAGUGAUGAAUACUAAAUCCAAAGAAGUGUUGGCCAAACAGUUCUGCGAAUAUAUGAAUAAUUCUUCAAAUAUGGAUUCAGUUCAUUACGAUAUUUGCUAUGUUAUGUUCAAAUUCCUAAGACAGAUUAUCGCCAAUAGCUCAAGUAAUAGAAUGAACUUACGCAACGUUUGCAUUGUUUUCGUUCCAACUUUGAAUAUUUCAUUAGAUAUCUUGGUGACUUUAAUAGUGGAUUUUGACUGUAUCUUCGAAGGAGGCCAACCAGUGUUGGAUGAAAAUAGAGAAGUUGUCGAUUUGCAAAUUCCAAACUUCUAAUUUCCACUUUACAAAGACUCUUUUAUAUAAUUACUUUUUUAAAAGACUCUUUUAUAUAAUUACUUUUUUA